GUGGUCGAGUGUGUACACUACGCGCGUCUCGUCCGCCUGCCGCUCCUUUACCUCACAACUACCGAUUUUUGGAGCAUUUGGAUAAAAUCGUAAAAAUGGUGCGCAAAUAAUUACAGGAUACAUAUAAGUGUACUGAAAAUAACUUCAGAGUGAUAACAGCGAAGUUUUUAAGUUGUGAAAGUCUGCCGGAAAGUGAUAUUCUGUUCAUUUGGUUCACUGAGUGUUUAUGGUAACGGCACACACCUGGUCUAGCCAAAUAUAAAGAAAAAAUCAGUUAUAUGUGUUUAAAAUGUGCUUACGAUCUUCAAACCAUGUGAUCUGUUACUCGUAAUUAUGAUGUGUAACUAUGAAUCCUGAUUAGCACUUGGAUAGGCCUAGGGUAGUGAGGAUGUGUGGUGCGACGGGUGCCAUUGUGGAUUUGUGUGACCAAGAGCACCAUGAAAUUUCCAGCAUCACCUCCAGCAGCAGCAGUAGUGUGGAGAAGGUGUGGAAGGAGACGCAACAGCUGAUGGAACAGUCGGAGCACCUUGUCAGAAUUAUGACCCAUGUGUGCUCUCAACAGCUCUCAGGCGUGUUUAGAACCGUCGUUAAGUACUCACAAGGUUGUUGGCGACGAUGCAGCGUGGACGGAGCCGAGGGCGAGAGACAAGGGCCACACCAGCAGCUGCACUCAACGUGUUGUGAGGGACCGUGCAGGAGUCAAUACCCGGCGGGGGAGCAGCAGCAGGAGGAGACGUGUAGGUGGCGGGGUCCCGGGCCCAGGUGGCGGCGGCGGGGCAGGUGCCAGAGUGGGCAGUGUGAGCACUGUAAGAAUAUGGACAGUGGGGGCAGUGCGGGCCUGCCACCCGCCCCCGCCACCCACCACUUGUGCUGUCCGCCGCCCACGCCACCCUCCAGCACCAGUAGUGCGCCCACACCCUCUCCCAAGUGGAGGACUGGCACGCCCUCACACCCCUCCAUACUCACCAUACUCCUCCUCCUAGUCGUCACUUUAGCCAGGUUUACAGGUCAGUAA
This is a messenger RNA of Homarus americanus (American lobster), 1015 nucleotides long. RefSeq lists its product as uncharacterized. NCBI's taxonomy places the organism in Eukaryota, Metazoa, Arthropoda, Malacostraca, Decapoda, Nephropidae. The coding region runs from base 389 to 1015 and encodes 208 amino acids. The transcript has 2 exons. The record is from RefSeq and is a predicted model, not a curated record.